Molecule: messenger RNA, 3805 nt
Organism: Canis lupus familiaris (dog)
Lineage: Eukaryota; Metazoa; Chordata; Mammalia; Carnivora; Canidae
Gene: PDGFRB
Product: platelet derived growth factor receptor beta
Biological process (GO): cell chemotaxis; multicellular organism development; positive regulation of smooth muscle cell migration
Cellular component (GO): signaling receptor complex
Molecular function (GO): platelet-derived growth factor binding; platelet-derived growth factor beta-receptor activity; ATP binding
Source: RefSeq, marked provisional
CAGAGCUCAGGACUGUGCCCACCCCCGAAGGCAUCAGCAGCAAGGACACCAUGCAGGUUCCAGGCACCAUGCCAGCUCCUGUCCUCAAAGGCCAGGCACUGUGGCUGCCGCUGCUGUUGAUGCUGAGCCCACAGGCCUCCGGUGGCCUGGUCAUCACACCCCCGGGGCCGGAGCUUGUCCUUAAUAUCUCUAGCACCUUCGUUCUGACCUGCUCGGGUCCAGCUCCGGUGGUAUGGGAACGGUUGUCCCAAGAGCCCCUGCAGAAAAUGGCCAGGACCCAGGAUGGCACCUUCUCCAGCACACUGACACUGACCAAUGUCACUGGGCUAGACACGGGAGAGUACUUUUGCACCUACAAAGGCUCCCAUGGGCUGGAGCCUGAUGGGCGAAAACGGCUCUAUAUCUUUGUGCCAGAUCCCACUAUGGGCUUUCUCCCGGUUGACCCUGAGGAACUCUUCAUCUUUCUCACGGAAAUAACGGAGAUCACAAUUCCAUGCCGAGUGACGGAUCCAAGACUGGUGGUGACACUACACGAGAAGAAAGUGGAUAUCCCACUGCCCAUCCCCUAUGACCACCAACGUGGCUUCUCUGGUACCUUCGAGGACAAGACUUAUGUCUGCAAGACCACCAUCGGGGACAAGGAAGUGGAUUCUGAAGCCUACUAUGUCUACAGCCUCCAGGUGUCAUCCAUCAACGUCUCCGUGAAUGCAGUGCAGACUGUGGUCCGCCAGGGUGAGAACAUCACCAUCAUGUGCAUCGUGACCGGAAAUGAGGUGGUUAACUUUGAAUGGACAUACCCACGCAUGGAGAGUGGGCGGCUGGUGGAGCCAGUGACUGACUUCCUCUUCAAUGUGCCCUCCCACAUACGCUCCAUUCUGCACAUCCCUAGUGCUGAGCUUGGCGAUUCAGGGACCUACAUCUGCAAUGUAUCAGAAAGUGUGAAUGACCAUCGAGAUGAAAAGUCCAUCAACGUCACCGUGGUUGAGAGCGGCUACGUGCGGCUGCUGGGGGAGCUGGACGCCGUACAGUUCGCGGAGCUGCACCGCAGCCGGGCUCUGCAGGUCGUGUUCGAGGCCUACCCGCCGCCUACUGUCGUGUGGUUCAAGGACAACCGCACGCUAGGCGACUCCAGCGCAGGCGAGAUCGCCUUGUCCACACGCAACGUGUCUGAGACCCGGUACGUGUCAGAACUGACGUUGGUGCGGGUCAAGGUGGCCGAGGCUGGCUACUACACCAUGCGGGCCUUCCAUGAGGAUGCCGAGGCCCAGCUCUCCUUCCAGCUGCAGGUCAACGUGCCUGUCCGCGUGCUGGAGCUGAGUGAAAGCCACCCUGCCAGCGGGGAGCAGACAGUCCGAUGUCGCGGCCGGGGCAUGCCCCAGCCACACCUCACCUGGUCUACCUGCAGCGACCUCAAAAGAUGUCCUCGCGAGCUGCCACCCACGCCGCUAGGGAACAGUUCAGAGGAGGAGAGCCAGCUGGAGACUAACGUGACAUACUGGCCUGAGGAUCAGGAGUUCGAGGUGGUGAGCACGCUGCGCCUGCGCCGUGUGGAUCAGCCGCUGUCGGUGCGCUGCACUCUGCACAACCUGCUGGGACACGACAUGCAGGAGGUCACCGUGGUGCCACAUUCUCUGCCCUUCAAGGUGGUGGUGAUCUCGGCCAUCCUGGCCUUGGUGGUUCUCACAAUCAUCUCCCUCAUCAUCCUCAUCAUGCUCUGGCAAAAGAAGCCACGUUAUGAGAUCCGAUGGAAGGUGAUUGAAUCCGUGAGCUCCGAUGGCCAUGAGUACAUCUACGUGGACCCUAUGCAGCUGCCCUACGACUCCACCUGGGAGCUGCCGAGGGACCAGCUCGUGCUUGGACGUACGCUCGGCUCUGGGGCCUUUGGGCAGGUGGUGGAGGCGACGGCUCACGGCCUAAGCCAUUCGCAGGCCACGAUGAAAGUGGCAGUCAAGAUGCUGAAAUCCACAGCCCGCAGCAGCGAGAAGCAGGCCCUCAUGUCAGAGCUGAAGAUCAUGAGUCACCUCGGGCCCCAUCUAAAUGUGGUCAACUUGCUGGGGGCCUGCACCAAAGGAGGACCCAUCUACAUCAUCACCGAGUACUGCCGCUACGGGGACCUGGUGGACUACCUUCACCGCAACAAGCACACCUUCCUGCAGCUCUGCUCCGACAAGCGCCGCCCGCCCAGCGCCGAGCUCUACAGCAACGCCCUGCCCGCGGGGCUCCCUCUGCCCAGCCACGUGUCUCUGCCUGGGGAGAGUGACGGGGGCUACAUGGACAUGAGCAAGGACGAGUCAGUGGAUUACGUGCCCAUGCUGGACAUGAAAGGAGGCGUCAAAUAUGCAGACAUUGAGUCCUCCAGCUACAUGGCCCCUUAUGACAACUACGUCCCCACUGCUCCCGAGAGGACCUGUCGGGCAACUCUGAUCAAUGAGUCCCCAGUGCUUAGCUACACGGAUCUCGUGGGCUUCAGCUACCAGGUGGCCAAUGGCAUGGAGUUCCUGGCCUCCAAGAACUGUGUCCACCGAGAUCUGGCAGCCAGAAACGUGCUCAUCUGUGAGGGCAAGCUGGUCAAGAUAUGUGACUUUGGCCUGGCUCGUGACAUCAUGAGAGACUCGAACUAUAUCUCCAAAGGCAGCACCUUCCUGCCUCUGAAGUGGAUGGCUCCCGAGAGCAUCUUCAACAGCCUCUAUACCACCCUGAGCGACGUGUGGUCCUUCGGGAUCCUGCUCUGGGAGAUCUUCACCCUGGGUGGCACACCUUACCCAGAGCUGCCCAUGAACGAACAGUUCUAUAAUGCCAUCAAGCGGGGCUACCGCAUGGCUCAGCCUGCCCACGCCUCUGACGAGAUUUAUGAGAUCAUGCAGAAGUGCUGGGAAGAGAAGUUUGAGAUCCGGCCUCCCUUCUCCCAGCUGGUGCUGCUUCUCGAGAGGCUGCUGGGUGAGGGGUACAAAAAGAAGUACCAGCAGGUGGAUGAGGAGUUUCUGAGGAGCGACCACCCAGCAGUCCUUCGGUCCCAAGCUCGCUUGCCUGGCUUCCCUGGCCUCCGAUCCCCUCUGGACACCAGCUCUGUCCUGUACACUGCUGUGCAGCCCAACGAGGGUGACAACGACUACAUCAUCCCCCUGCCGGACCCCAAGCCUGAGGUUGCUGACGGCCCACUGGAGAGUUCUCCCAGCCUUGCCAGCUCCACCCUGAAUGAAGUCAACACCUCCUCUACCAUCUCCUGUGACAGCCCCCUGGAACCCCAAGAGGAGCCAGAACCAGAGCCAGAGCCCCAGCCCGAGCCCCAGGUGGUGCCGGAGCCACCGCUGGAUUCAAGCUGCCCUGGGCCUCGGGCUGAGGCAGAGGACAGCUUCCUGUAGGGGGCUGGCCCCACCCUGCCCUGCCUGAAGCUCCCCUCUACCUCCCAGCACCCAGCGCCUCCUGGCCUGGCCUGGUCUCCCAUCAGCUGUCACUUUCUAGAAAGCUUUUGUCCCUGCCAUGUGACACCCCAGCCACUGGGGCUGGCCUAGGAGGCAAGAGGACUACAGAGGCCGUGACCACCCUCUGCCUCUGGGGAGGCCAUGUGACUGGGAGCCCGGGUUCUCCCAGGGCACUUAGUUUCUCCAUCUAUAGGAUGGGAGCGCAGGGCCCGGUGACACAGAAUCUGGGCUUCCUUCCCCGGCUCCCAGGCGGGGAGGUUGGAACCCCUAGAGAGAUUUUUGAGGCUCAGGAGGCAUGAAUUCAUGCUCUUCGGUUCAGCCAGCUACUCCUCAAGGAGCUGUAGCUUUCUCCUCGCACUUUCAUCCCCCCAGGAGCUGGGGAA